AUGUGGAGUUGUGCCUCCGCUAUCAAUGAUGAUAAGCAUUUGAUCUUGAAUCUAAGCAAUUCAUGUCCCUAUGGCCGUAUUCCGUCAAGUCUCAGGCGAAAGCUCCGAUUUACCCUGGGCAUUUUGGUCUUUUCACGUCUUCUUCUUCAUUCCAUCGUCGCCGACGUCAGCUUCACCUCCGAUGAUGAGUUGUUGACCCCAAACGUCACUCUCCGGCGAGUCAUCCAGUCGUGGUGCACCCUCCACGCCUCCCACGGCGUCGAGCGCUUCCCCACCCCAAAGCCUCCGGUGACCAAGUCUCACAUCCUAAAGCUCCUCCGGCAAGCCAAGUCGACGCCAGAAAUGCAUUACCAAGUUGUCCAAAUCUUGCGAGACAAUUUCUCCUGCAAGGCUUCCAAAUCCGCGCUGCACCUAUUGGCCAACGUUUGCCAGAGAGGGAGGAACCGGAUCAAGGCGGCGGAGGCCGGGGCGGCGACCGUGCUGAUCGAUCUACUGCUGGACACGAACGAGAAACGAUAUUGUGAGUGGAGUUUGAGCGUACUGGAGCAUCUUUGCCGGUGCGCGGAGGGGCGGGCAGAGCUGCUGAAGCACGCGGCGGGGCUGGCGGUGGUGUCGAGAAAAAUCCUGAGGGUGUCGCAGGUGGCGAAUGAGAGAGGUCUGAGGAUCUUGUACUUCAUCGCCAAGUUCUCUGCUACUCCCAGUGUGGUGCAAGAGAUGUUGCAGCUGGGAGUGGGGGCGAAGCUAUGUUUGGUUAUACAAGUGGAUUGUGGGGUUGGGAAGAACAAGGAGAGAGCUGCUGAGAUUCUUAAAUUGCAUGCUAAGGAAUGGAAAAAAAAUAUUUUUAUGCUUGUAAAGAAUUACUCCGUAUUCAGCUUCUCUGCUAUGUUGAGUGACAAUGAUAACUUCAUGCAACACCUACAAUGUAUGCAUUCCAUGAAUCCUGUUGUUGGAAGCUAG
Messenger RNA from Ipomoea nil (Japanese morning glory), 957 nucleotides. Its product is annotated as E3 ubiquitin-protein ligase PUB23-like. Bases 1 to 957 code for a protein of 318 amino acids. The transcript has 3 exons. Gene Ontology annotation, molecular function: ubiquitin protein ligase activity. NCBI's taxonomy places the organism in Eukaryota, Viridiplantae, Streptophyta, Magnoliopsida, Solanales, Convolvulaceae. The record is from RefSeq and is a predicted model, not a curated record.